Messenger RNA from Funneliformis geosporum, 471 nucleotides. NCBI's taxonomy places the organism in Eukaryota, Fungi, Glomeromycota, Glomeromycetes, Glomerales, Glomeraceae. The record is from the annotation of a GenBank genome assembly.
AUGUCAUCAAACAGUCAACCCUCUCAAAUUACCUACGACACCAAAUUUAUAUUUGAAGAAACUCGAGGUGAUUUAUUUAAUGAUGCACCAGAAAAUUCAAGUUUGGCUCAUUGUGUAUCAGCUGAUUUUAAAAUGAGCAAAGGUAUAGCUAAAAUAUUUAAAAAAAAGUUUAGCACACGAGGAUUAUUUGAUCAAAAUAAAAAAGUUGGUCAAGUCGCAACACUUUAUAGAAAUAAUCGAUAUAUUUUUUAUAUUAUUACAAAACAAAUAUUUUCCGAUAAACCUACAAGAGAAGAUUUUGUAUUGGCUCUCAAGGAUUUAAGAAGAGCUUGUGAAGAUAAAAAUGUUAAACUUUUAUGUUUACCUAGAAUUGGGACUGGGUUGGAUAAACUGCCUUUGGAAUUCGUGCAUCGAACUAUUAUAAAUGUAUUUGAUGGAUAUGAAAUGAAGAUGAUAAUGUAUUACUUGUGA